CCUGUGCCCAAGGCCAUGAAGCUGGGACUCACCUUAGUGCUGUUCUCUCUGCUGGCAGGCCACUGUGGAGCUGACACCCGCGCCGUGGGAGCCCGGGAAUGCCAGCGCAACUCUCAGCCCUGGCAAGCCGGCCUCUUCUACCUCACCCGGCAGCUAUGUGGAGCCACGCUCAUCAAUGACCAAUGGCUGCUCACAGCUGCUCACUGCCGCAAGCCGUACCUAUGGGUUCGCCUCGGGGAACAUCAUCUCUGGCAGUGGGAGGGCCCUGAGAAGCUGCUUCUGGUCACAGACUUCUUCCCCCAUCCUGGGUUCAAUCCGGAUCUCUCUGCCAAUGACCACAAUGAUGAUAUUAUGCUGAUCCGGCUACCUCGGAAGGUCCGGCUGAGCCCAGCUGUGCAACCCCUCAACCUCAGCCAGAGCCUGCCGUCUGUGGGCACCCAGUGCCUUAUCUCUGGCUGGGGCAGUGUGUCAAGCUCCAAAAUCCAGUUUCCAAUGACACUGCAGUGCGCCAACAUUAGCAUCCUGGACAACAAGCUCUGCCGCUGGGCAUACCCAGGACACAUCUCUGAGAAGAUGCUGUGUGCUGGCCUGUGGGAGGGUGGCCGAGGCUCUUGCCAGGGUGACUCUGGGGGACCACUGGUGUGCAAAGGAACCUUAGCAGGAAUAGUGUCUGGGGGAUCUGAGCCUUGUUCCAGACCCCAGAGACCUGCUGUCUACACCAGCGUCUUCCACUACCUGGACUGGAUUGAAAACACCGUGGAAAAAUACAACCAUAACAACAAGCUUAUUUGAGUCCACGCUAAAGACAGACUGGAGAGGAAGAUGGAUGUAGAACAAGAAGACCCUGCAGGAGUCCACAGCCCCAGCUUCUCUGAUGUGUGUCAAAACUCCCUCAGAAACUCCGCCCCUCAGACUCUGACCCUCAGAGUCACUCCUUAGGCUCCGCCCAAAGACUCCACCCACUUAGGUCAUCUUCCCUC
This is a messenger RNA of Rattus rattus (black rat), 980 nucleotides long. RefSeq names its product kallikrein related peptidase 9 (gene Klk9). The record is from RefSeq and is a predicted model, not a curated record. The coding region runs from base 16 to 792 and encodes 258 amino acids. Lineage: Eukaryota; Metazoa; Chordata; Mammalia; Rodentia; Muridae. The transcript is spliced from 5 exons. Gene Ontology annotation, molecular function: serine-type endopeptidase activity. Gene Ontology annotation, biological process: proteolysis.